This is a messenger RNA of Capronia coronata CBS 617.96, 1008 nucleotides long. RefSeq lists its product as uncharacterized. The record is from RefSeq and is a predicted model, not a curated record. Gene Ontology annotation, biological process: carboxylic acid metabolic process. Lineage: Eukaryota; Fungi; Ascomycota; Eurotiomycetes; Chaetothyriales; Herpotrichiellaceae. The transcript has a single exon. Bases 1 to 1008 code for a protein of 335 amino acids. Gene Ontology annotation, molecular function: catalytic activity.
AUGGCUUCAAUGGACAAAUUAUUUGCCGGCUACAAGUCGCGGCUGGCGGCAUUGAAGGCCAGCGACAACCCUCUGUCCCAAGGAGUGGCCUGGGUUGAAGGAGAAAUAGUCCCGCUCUCACAGGCACGCAUUCCGCUACUGGACCAGGGGUUCCUGCACAGUGACUUGACCUACGAUGUGCCUGCCGUCUGGGACGGACGCUUCUUUCGCCUCGAUGACCAUCUCAGCCGGCUAGAGAAGAGUUGCUCCAAACUGCGUCUAAAACUACCAUUCCCGCGCGAGGAAGUCAAGCGGCUCCUCAUUGACAUGGUGACCAAGAGCGGCAUCCGAGACGUCUUCGUCGAGCUUAUCGUGACCCGCGGGCUCAAGGGAGUCCGAGAAGCCAAAAACCCUGAAGAUCUGGUCAACACUCUUUAUAUGUUUAUCCAACCCUACAUCUGGGUCAUGGAGCCUGAAGUCCAGCGCGUUGGUGGCAGCGCUGUGAUCGCGCGUACGGUUCGACGAACUCCACCAGGCUCCAUGGAUCCCACCGUCAAGAACCUGCAGUGGGGCGACUUAGUCCGCGCUAUGCUCGAGGCAUCCGACCGUGGGGCCGCCUAUCCCUUCCUGACGGACGGAGAUGCCAACAUUACUGAAGGGUCGGGCUUCAAUAUCGUCCUGGUCAAGGAUGGCGUUAUCUAUACUCCGGACCGGGGCGUUUUGGAGGGUGUCACGCGCAAGAGCGUCUUCGACGUCGCCAAGGCGAAUGGUAUCGAGGUUCGUUUGGAAGUCGUCCCAGUCGAACUGGCUUAUCAAGCCGACGAGAUUUUCAUGUGUACCACGGCUGGCGGGAUCAUGCCAAUCACCUCCCUGGACGGGCAGCCUGUGAAGGAUGGCAAGAUCGGCCCUGUCACGCAGAAGAUCUGGGAUGACUACUGGGCGUUGCAUUACGACCCUGCGUACAGUUUCGAGAUCGAUUACGAGGGGGUGGGAAAGAAUGGCAGCAACGGCAUGAAUGGCAUCCACUAG